Dipodomys spectabilis (banner-tailed kangaroo rat) is the source of this 2727-nucleotide messenger RNA. RefSeq names its product cadherin 8 (gene Cdh8). Gene Ontology annotation, biological process: homophilic cell-cell adhesion; cell morphogenesis; multicellular organism development. The transcript has 12 exons. Gene Ontology annotation, molecular function: calcium ion binding; cadherin binding. Gene Ontology annotation, cellular component: plasma membrane; adherens junction; axon terminus. Lineage: Eukaryota; Metazoa; Chordata; Mammalia; Rodentia; Heteromyidae. The record is from RefSeq and is a predicted model, not a curated record. The coding region runs from base 274 to 2673 and encodes 799 amino acids.
CGGGAACCGACCCCGAGUCCCUCCAGCCAUUUGUGAACCAGAAGGCUUGAAAUUCGCCAGUGCGGAGCUCCACACGGGCUUCAAAGCAAAGGAAAGCCAAUGGAUUGUGGUCUUAAAAACCCUGCAUAGAUGAUGUCUGUUUUCCGUACUCUAAACACGUGGUAGAGCUGUAAGUAAACGCUCCUCACUGAAUGAUGAAUUGGAUGGCUGCAGAUCGGAGACAAAACAAAUAAUUGUCUCAUUUUCGUGGUGAUUUGCUUAACUGGUGGGACCAUGCCAGAACGGCUAGCGGAAAUGCUCUUGGAUCUCUGGACUCCAUUAAUAAUAUUAUGGAUCACUUUCCCCCCUUGCCUUUACAUGGCUCCAAUGAAUCCGUCUCAAGUUUUAAUGAGUGGAUCUCCUUUGGAACUAAGCCGGCUGAGGGAAGAACAGCGGAUUUUGAACCGCUCCAAAAGAGGCUGGGUUUGGAAUCAAAUGUUCGUCCUGGAAGAGUUUUCUGGACCUGAACCGAUUCUUGUUGGCCGGCUACACACAGACCUGGAUCCUGGAAGUAAAAAAAUCAAGUAUAUCCUGUCAGGUGAUGGAGCUGGGACAAUCUUUCAAAUAAAUGAUGCAACUGGAGAUAUCCAUGCUAUAAAAAGACUUGACAGAGAGGAAAAGGCUGAGUACACUUUAACAGCUCAGGCUGUGGACUGGGAGACAAACAAACCUCUUGAGCCACCUUCUGAAUUUAUUAUUAAAGUUCAAGACAUCAACGACAAUGCACCAGAGUUUCUUAAUGGACCCUAUCAUGCUACUGUUCCAGAGAUGUCCAUUUUAGGUACGUCUGUCACUAAUGUCACAGCUACUGACGCCGAUGACCCAGUUUAUGGAAACAGUGCAAAGUUGGUUUAUAGCAUCUUGGAAGGGCAGCCUUAUUUCUCCAUUGAGCCUGAAACAGCUAUUAUAAAAACUGCCCUUCCCAAUAUGGACAGAGAAGCUAAGGAGGAGUACCUGGUCGUGAUCCAAGCCAAAGAUAUGGGUGGACACUCUGGUGGCCUCUCUGGGACCACCACAUUGACAGUCACCCUCACCGAUGUGAAUGACAAUCCUCCAAAAUUUGCACAGAGUCUGUAUCACUUUUCGGUACCCGAGGAUGUGGUUCUUGGCACUGCCAUCGGAAGGGUCAAGGCCAACGAUCAGGACAUUGGGGAAAAUGCACAAUCCUCAUAUGACAUUAUCGAUGGAGAUGGAACAGCGCUCUUCGAGAUCACGUCCGAUGCCCAGGCCCAGGAUGGCAUAAUACGAUUAAGAAAGCCGCUGGACUUUGAGACCAAAAAAUCCUAUACACUGAAGGUCGAGGCAGCCAAUGUCCAUAUUGAUCCACGAUUCAGUGGUAGGGGACCCUUUAAAGAUACGGCCACUGUGAAGAUUGUGGUUGAAGACGCUGAUGAGCCUCCUGUCUUCUCUUCACCAACUUACCUCCUCGAAGUUCAUGAAAAUGCUGCUCUGAACUCUGUGAUCGGUCAAGUGACUGCUCGUGACCCUGAUAUCACUUCCAGCCCUAUAAGGUUUUCCAUCGACCGGCACACUGACCUGGAGAGACAGUUCAAUAUUAAUGCAGAUGAUGGGAAGAUAACACUGGCAACUCCACUUGACAGAGAAUUAAGUGUGUGGCAUAACAUCACAAUCAUUGCUACUGAAAUUAGGAACCACAGUCAGAUAUCACGUGUGCCUGUUGCUAUUAAAGUGCUGGAUGUCAAUGACAACGCCCCUGAAUUCGCAUCCGAAUAUGAGGCAUUUUUAUGUGAAAAUGGAAAACCCGGCCAAGUCAUACAAACAGUAAGUGCGACAGACAAAGACGAGCCCAAAAAUGGACAUUAUUUCUUAUACAGUCUCCUCCCGGAAAUGGCCAACAAUCCUAAUUUCACCAUCAAGAAAAAUGAAGAUAAUUCUCUGAGUAUUUUGGCAAAGCAUAAUGGAUUCAACCGGCAGAAGCAAGAAGUUUAUCUUUUACCAAUCGUGAUCAGUGAUAGUGGGAAUCCACCGCUGAGCAGCACCAGCACCCUGACGAUCCGGGUCUGUGGUUGCAGCAAUGAUGGUGUUGUCCAGUCUUGUAAUGUGGAAGCUUACGUCCUUCCCAUUGGACUCAGUAUGGGAGCCUUAAUUGCCAUAUUAGCCUGUAUCAUUUUGCUGCUCGUCAUCGUGGUGCUGUUUGUAACACUGAGGCGGCAUAAAAACGAGCCAUUAAUUAUCAAAGAUGACGAAGACGUUCGAGAAAACAUCAUUCGCUACGACGACGAAGGAGGAGGCGAGGAGGACACCGAGGCUUUUGACAUUGCAACUUUACAAAACCCAGAUGGAAUUAAUGGAUUUUUACCCCGUAAGGAUAUUAAACCAGAUUUGCAGUUUAUGCCAAGGCAAGGGCUUGCUCCAGUUCCAAAUGGUGUUGAUGUCGAUGAAUUUAUAAAUGUAAGGCUUCAUGAGGCAGACAAUGACCCUACAGCCCCGCCCUACGACUCCAUUCAGAUUUAUGGCUAUGAAGGCCGAGGGUCUGUGGCGGGCUCCCUGAGCUCUCUGGAGUCCACCACAUCAGACUCAGACCAGAAUUUUGACUACCUCAGUGACUGGGGUCCCCGCUUUAAGAGACUGGGCGAACUCUACUCUGUUGGUGAAAGUGACAAAGAAACUUGACAGUGGAUCAUAAAUCAAUCAAUGGAACUGAGCAUUCUGUAAUAUUCUAGGGUC